CGGAUGGCCUUUGACAUCGCCGCGAACGUCUCCGGAUCAUGUCCCAGGCAUACUCUGUUUGGGAAAGUUCAACUCGGCGUUGUGUGUUCAAGAACAGGGCACUGAUGACCAUGUUGAUUCUGGCAGCUGUGUCCAUGACAGCAACCCUAGUCCUCCUUAGAUACACUGAGGGAAACCCGCAGCACCGAUUGAAAACAUUGACUCAAAUUGGAUCUAGUAUUAACGGUCAUAUGCUGGCGGAAGGUCAGAAGACUAUGGUGGUCAUUCUGACGUACAUGCGCAGUGGGUCAUCUUUCACCGGUGAAAUCAUCCAGAGGAGCCCGGAUGUGUUCUACGUCUUUGAGCCGUUGUAUUCCUAUUCAAGAUUAAUCAAUCAGAGCUCACUUGAUGCCCUUGAGUAUUCUAAAACGUAUGAAUCGACGCUGGAGGAUUUCCUGGUCUGCAACCUGACUGAGAUAGACACUCACACUUUACACCAACACCAUAUGAUUGACAGUUUGGACACAAUGAGUUACUACUUUUGCACAAUGGAACAACGCCGAAAUUCGGAAGCCUGCCUUCAUUUGCUGGAAAAGGCGUGUGUCAGGUCACGUGUAUCAUGUGUAAAAACGAUCCGAUACAACAUGAACGAUAUGACGCACCUCAUGGGGAAACAUGACCAUAUGAAAAUACUACAUUUGAUACGUGACCCAAGGCCAACUCUACUUUCUCAGGGCAAACUCGACGAAUUCACGGUCGAGAGCCUAGGUACAUUUGCAGCGGUGCUUUGUAACAGGGCAAAGAGGGAUUUUGACCAAGCCCUGUUCAUGAAGAAGCAGUAUCCAGGCCGUAUUGCCACGAUUCGGUACGAAGAUUUAGCCGACAAGCCCAUGUUAAUUGCUGAACAGAUGUACAGUUUCAUUGGCCUUGACUUAACUGACGAGAUCAGACAUUACAUCCACCGUAUCACAAACGGAAGCAGUGACUGCGGUUCCUAUUGCACACAAAGGAACUCUAAGGACGCGAUUUCCCGCUGGCGGCAGGGUUUGACAUACACGCAGGUAUCCCUCAUUGACAAAAUAUGUCAGCCUCUGUACCGGGUGAUGGGGUACUUACCCGCACAGAACGAAGACCACCUACAUAAUCUGUCGGUACCCCUUUAUACAACUGUACCCAUAUAAAGUAGCGUUGUGGAUUAUAAUUCAAUAAAUUCUAGAUUAUAACUUGGGUUUUUUUACCCGUGAAGAUCCCGAGUAAAAUUGGUUUUCAGCAACCCUUACUUGUCGUAAGAGGCGACUAUCGAGAUCGGGAGAUCAGGCUCGCUGACUAAACUUAUGCAAGCCAUCGUAUCACAA
Haliotis rufescens (red abalone) is the source of this 1334-nucleotide messenger RNA. RefSeq names its product carbohydrate sulfotransferase 3-like. NCBI's taxonomy places the organism in Eukaryota, Metazoa, Mollusca, Gastropoda, Lepetellida, Haliotidae. The transcript is spliced from 5 exons. Gene Ontology annotation, biological process: sulfur compound metabolic process; N-acetylglucosamine metabolic process. Bases 39 to 1160 code for a protein of 373 amino acids. Gene Ontology annotation, molecular function: N-acetylglucosamine 6-O-sulfotransferase activity. The record is from RefSeq and is a predicted model, not a curated record.